AUGGAGCGGCCGGAGUCGGUGGAGGCCUGGCUGGACGACCACCGCGACUUCGCCUUCUCCUACUUCGUGCGGAAAGCCUCCAGGGAGAUGGUCAAUGCCUGGUUCGCUGAGCGCGUCCACGCCAUCCCCGUCGGCAAGGAGGGCGGCCGCGGCCGCGCCGAGUCCUGCCCGAGCCCCCCGCAGCCCGGCCCCCGCGCGGAGGCCGGCGCCCCGGGCACCCCCGCCCGCAAGAUCUCCGCCUCCGAGUUCGACCGGCCGCUGCGGCCCAUCGUGGUCAAGGACGCGGAGGGCGCCGUCAGCUUCCUCUCGGACGCGGACGAGCAGCAGCAGAUGCCGCUCCCGGCCCGCCGGUUCGAGCGCGACGGCGACGGGGACCAGUGCGCGCGGCUGCUGGAGCUGGUGAAGGACAUCUCCAGCCACCUGGACGUGGCCGCGCUCUGCCACAAGAUCUUCCUGCACAUCCACGGCCUCAUCGCCGCCGACCGCUACUCGCUCUUCCUGGUGUGCGAGGACAGCUCCAACGACAAGUUCCUGGUCAGCCGCCUCUUCGACGUGGCCGAGGGCUCCACGCUGGAGCAGGCGUCCAGCAGCUGCAUCCGCCUCGAGUGGAACAAGGGCAUCGUGGGCCACGUGGCCGCCCGCGGCGAGCCGCUCAACAUCAAGGACGCCUACGAGGACCCUCGCUUCAACGCGGAAGUGGACCAGAUCACGGGCUACCGGACGCAGAGCAUCCUCUGCAUGCCGAUCAAGAACCACCGGGAGGAGGUGGUUGGCGUCGCCCAGGCUAUCAACAAGAAGUCGGGAGACGGCGGGACGUUCACCGAGAAAGAUGAGAAGGACUUCGCUGCGUACUUGGCAUUCUGUGGCAUCGUCCUGCACAACGCACAGCUCUACGAGACGUCGCUGCUGGAGAACAAGAGGAACCAGGUGCUGCUGGACCUGGCCAGCCUGAUCUUCGAGGAGCAGCAGUCCCUGGAGGUCAUCCUGAAGAAGAUCGCUGCCACCAUCAUCUCCUUCAUGCAGGUGCAGAAGUGCACCAUCUUCAUCGUGGACGAAGACAGCGCCGACGCCUUUUCCAGCGUGUUCCACAUGGAGCGGGAGGAACUGGAGCGAGCGCCCGGCACCGGAACAAGGGAGCAGGACGCUGGCCCCGUCAACUACCUGUUCGCGCAGUACGUCGCCCGCACCAUGGAGGCGCUCAGCAUCCCGGACCUCAGCAAGGACCGGAGGUUCCCCUGGGCGAAUGAAGGCAUGGGGGGCGUAAGCCAGCAGGGCAUUCGGAGUUUGCUUUGUACGCCCAUCAAAAACGGGAAGAAGAACAAAGUCAUCGGGGUGUGCCAGCUGGUGAACAAGAUGGAGGAGAGCACCGGCAAGGUGAAGCCAUUCAACCGGAACGACGAGCAGUUCCUGGAGGCCUUCGUCAUCUUCUGCGGCCUCGGCAUCCAGAACACACAGAUGUACGAGGCGGUGGAGCGCGCCAUGGCCAAGCAGAUGGUCACCCUGGAGGUCCUGUCCUAUCACGCCUCGGCUGCCGAGGAGGAGACCCGGGAGCUGCAGGCCUUAGCGGCGGCCGUGGUGCCCUCCGCCCAGAGCCUGCGCAUCACCGACUUCGGCUUCAGCGACUUCGAGCUGUCGGACCUGGAAACCGCGCUGUGCACCAUCCGGAUGUUCACCGACCUCAACCUGGUGCAGAACUUUCAGAUUAAGCACGAGGUCCUCUGCCGCUGGAUCCUGAGCGUGAAGAAGAAUUACCGGAAGGACGUGGCCUACCACAACUGGCGGCACGCCUUCAGCACGGCGCAGUGCAUGUUCGCCGCCCUGAAGGCGGGCAAGAUCCAGAGCAAGCUGUCGGACCUGGAGGUGCUGGCCCUGCUGGUCGCCGCCCUGAGCCACGACCUGGACCACCGCGGCGUGAACAACUCCUACAUCCAGCGGAGCGAGCACCCACUGGCCCAGCUGUACUGCCACUCGACCCUGGAGCACCACCACUUUGACCAGUGCCUGAUGGUCCUCAACAGCCCGGGGAACCAGAUCUUCAGCGGGCUCUCCAUCGAGGAGUAUAAGACUGCGCUGAAGAUCAUCAAGCAGGCGAUCCUGGCCACAGACCUGGCGCUGUACAUCAAGAGGCGAGGAGAGUUUUUUGAACUUAUAAGAAAAAACCAGUUCAACCUGGGAGACCCGCACCAGAAGGAGCUGUUUCUGGCGAUGUUGAUGACGGCGUGCGACCUCUCUGCCAUCACGAAACCCUGGCCCAUUCAGCAACGGAUCGCAGAGCUGGUGGCGGCGGAGUUCUUUGACCAAGGAGACAAAGAGAGGAGGGAGCUCAACAUAGAGCCCAUGGACCUGAUGAACAGGGAGAAGAAGAACAAGAUCCCCAGCAUGCAGGUCGGCUUCAUCGACGCCAUCUGCCUGCAGCUGUAUGAGGCUCUGGCGUGCGUGUCCCCCGACUGCUCCCCGCUGCUGGACGGCUGCAGGCACAACAGGCAGAAGUGGCAGGCGCUAGCCGAGCAGCAGGACGCGUUGGUCAACGGGGCCAGCGGCUCCGCCCCGCGCAGCUGA
Pipistrellus nathusii (Nathusius's pipistrelle) is the source of this 2559-nucleotide messenger RNA. Lineage: Eukaryota; Metazoa; Chordata; Mammalia; Chiroptera; Vespertilionidae. The record is from the annotation of a GenBank genome assembly.